This is a messenger RNA of Octopus sinensis (East Asian common octopus), 3801 nucleotides long. Its product is annotated as epsin. Bases 350 to 3133 code for a protein of 927 amino acids. Gene Ontology annotation, cellular component: cytosol. Gene Ontology annotation, molecular function: mRNA binding. NCBI's taxonomy places the organism in Eukaryota, Metazoa, Mollusca, Cephalopoda, Octopoda, Octopodidae. The transcript is spliced from 16 exons. The record is from RefSeq and is a predicted model, not a curated record.
AUACAGGUCCUGCCAUCUAGUGCUCAAAAGAACAGCUUAAAAGGGGAGUUAACUACUACUUAAAACUAACCUUCAACUUCAUAUCGUAGAUGGCUUUAGGAAGCUGGAAGAUUGCAUCUUGACAAGAUUAUUGGGAUUGAACGUCCAGAAAAGAUAGAAUUGACUUUCUGUAGCAUUGUCUGAAUAGUCAUCUUCAUCCUCCAGGAAAUCAUACCAAAGGAGAAAAAAAUAGGAAAUUUCAACUCCAGCAUAAAUUUGUGGUCAAAACAGCGCUCUCUCAGAUAGUUUAUCUCCAACACCUACCUGCGUUCUGUGUAAAGCUCCAUUUGCAUUGAAAGACACAAUCAACAUGGAAACUUCCCCCGUUGAACAGAGUGAGAAAAAUGUUUCAAUGAUUGUACAUGUUGAUGACACACAAAGUGAUCUAGAAGCUGAUCUUGUGGCAUCAGAGACGAAUAAUGAAGAAAUGAGCACAACGGGAAGUGAAGAUUCAGAUGGCGGAAGUGAAACGGAAAAAAUAACUGAAGAAAAGGCUAAGAAGGAAACAGAGCAAACAAAGAAGAAAGGUCAUGUUAGGCCAAAAAGGGAUCAGUCGAACGUUGACAGACCUCGCAACCACCGUUGGAAUUUGAGGAUCACAGGUCUUCCUUCAAAUACCUGUUUGGAUGAACUGAAAAGGCUUUGUAGCCAGUACGGCACAAUUUUGGGUGCCAAAAUAUUAUCAAAAAAACGAAAAACUGGUGUUCAGUAUCGUGCUUGCAUAGGAAUGUCUCAGCCUGAAGAGGCUGAAAAAUGUAUCAAGUUUUUGAACCAAACUAAAAUUGAAGGCCAUAAGAUAAAAGUUCUUAAGAAACGAUGGAGACAAAACAGUCUGUGGAGAAAACUCGAACUCGCUCAAAAACAGGAGGAGUCUUUCAGAUUGUUUCAACAUGGUGAACAGUUAAGGUGGGAGAAAAUGAAACUACAAAAUCAGAACCUAUCAAAAUUUGAAAUAGGAAGACAACUUCUUGAACUGAAUUUUCGAUGGACAGAGGUGUUGCGGCUGAAUGAGAUGAGAAAUGCCAUAGAAAAUCCUGGUGAUCCAAGAAAUAUGAAUAAGGGAUCACGGAGGAACAGUUCCCAUACCCCCUCCAUGUUUCAAUUUCCAUUCCAAAAUCAACCCUGGAUGGAAGCAAGCCAUUCCAUGCAGAGAUCUCAAUUUCAAAGUAACCGAGAUGGACCCACACAAUCAAAGAGAAAGAGGAAUAGGAGGUUCAAUGUCCAUGUCCCCUCUCUAUUUGAACUUCCAUUCCACAAUCAACCUUGGCUGAAAGACACAAUCGGUUCCAUGCAAAAACCUCAAGAUGGAAGCAAUCCCCAAAUUGAAGCCCUCUUGGCUGGACCCAUGGGAUCGCUAAUGAGAAAUUCCCCUAUACUCGCUGCAUUAGGACUUCUAUUACAAAGUCAGUUUCGUGUUAAUGAAUACAAGAACACAGAUUAUGGAAAACAAGUUCAGCAUAAUGAGAGGAGUGGGAAAGUUUUGGGAGGUGGAAGCCAUUCUGAUGUCCCUGAAGUUUCGGGAGAUGGAAGCCAUUCUGAUGUUCCUGAAGUUUCGGGAGGUGGAAGCCAAUCUGAUGUCCCUGAAGUUUCGGGAGGUGGAAGCCAAUCUGAUGUCCCUGAAGUUUCGGGAGGUGGAAGCCAAUCUGAUGUCCCUGAAGUUUCGGGAGGUGGAAGCCAUUCUGAUGUCCCUGAAGAAAAACAAAUGAAGAAGCAGAGAACAGAUCCUUUCCCAGAUGUUCAAAAGAAAGUUGAAACACAAAUUGAAGAAAAACUUAAACAGCUGAGAGAACUGGUACAUUCCAUACAGAUGCCUCUGAAUCAAAGGAAACAACACGAGGAACCCAAUCGACCCAGCAUGAGCAAUUAUAACAACGCUUCUAGAUUUGAUCUUCCAUUCCAGAAUGAAUCUCGGAUGGGGGAAAUGAGUCAUUCUAUGAAGAGACCUCGUGGGGACGAACCCUGGAACGGACCCAGAAGAUCCAGGAUGAGUGGUUAUAACAACAACACUUCUAGAUAUGAACCCCCAUUCCAGAAUGAAUCAUACUAUAAUGAAUAUGAGAAUACAGAUUAUGGAAGACGGGCCGAUCAGAAAGAAAGAGGAAUGAGGAGUUGGGAAAUGGGUCCUUCGCAAGAUUUCCAAGGCAGAUACAAUGACUGGUCUCGGACAGAUGAAAACUGGACAGGCUUUGAUGCAAGAAGAGAUAUUGGUCGAAGUAGGGGACCUGAAAGAAGAUAUAGUGGCCCUAAUCGAGAACAAGAUUCUGUAUCAUCUUAUAACAGAAUGAGUCAAAUGAGAAGUUCUCAUGGUGGUGGAUCUAACCAGAGAUCUUGGGAUUCCAGCAGUGCAGAUAGGAAAGGGGACAGCUGGUCCCACACAUAUGGAGACAUUGGCAACAGUAGCAUGAACCAACCCAAUGACCAGUGGUUUGGUAACCCCGUGAACUCAACAGGGCGUGACGCUACUGGAGCAUUUGUUGACAGUAGUAGAAAAACUAACAGUAAAGGGAAGGGGUACAACCAGAGACCCACUUACAGUAAAGGGAAGAAGUACAACCAGAGAUCCACUAACAGUGACGGGAUGGGGUACAACCAGAGACCUACUAACAGUGAAGGGAUGGGGUACUACCAGAGACCUACUAACAGUGAAGGGAUGGGGUACAACCAGGGACCCACUAACAGUGAAGGGAUGGGGUACAACCAGGGACCCACUAACAGUGAAGGGAUGGGGUACAACCAGGGAUCCACUAACAGUGAAGGGAUGGGGUACAACCAGGGACCCACUAACAGUGAAGGGAUGGGGUACAACCAGGGACCCACUAACAGUGAAGGGAUGGGGUACAACCAGGGAUCCACUAACAGUGAAGGGAUGGGGUACAACCAGGUACCCACUAACAGUGAAGGGAUGGGGUACAACCAGACAUCUACUAACAUGUUUGACAAUUCUCAGGCACAGGAUGGGAUCACGAUGAAUACAUAUGGUGGUGGUAAUGAUGGACAAAUGCAACAGCCUUAUUUCAGUGCUUACAACACAGGAUACCAAAAUGAAGGCUUUCCAUCAAGUACAGUUGGGAGUCAGAACAGGUUGUUUAACUAGAAAGAGAUGGAGUCUGAGAUACACUUUAAUUUCUUUUAUAUUUUAAUUCCUGAUGGAGAAAAGGAAAAACAUCAUAUGAUCUUUUUUGUCCAAGCAAUAAAAGCAUUAAGCAGUGUUAUGCUAAAAAACAUAUACUCUCGGAUUUGUUUGCUGUGAACUCAUUUACUUAAGUGAUUUGAAUUUAUGGCUAACAUGAUAGCCCAAGAGAGUUCACAUCUGUAAGAUAUGGGGAACACAGCUUGUGGGUCUUAUAGUGAGUUUAUGGCUAGAAGGAAUAAGUACUUUCAUGGUGUCCUAGAGAGGUGUGUGUGGGGGUUAGUUUACUAAUAGUUACCAAUGGAGCUCAUGGAUAGUGGUCUUAGACAGCCAGGUAAGAUUACCUUUUUUUUGUAGGUAGAUGGAGGGAACUAACUGAUAAUCUGAAAUAAUUGGGAAUGAGACUGUUGAUAUGUAGUUAGAGGCAGAAGAACAAUUAGGUGACAAGGACAUUUCUGAAAGGAUGAACACCAACUGGGUCUUGGAUGUCAAUAUGGAAGGUAGUUUAUAAAUAAAGAUAUGGCUACUAAUACUGGACAUUGCUCACCCCACAUGCUGUAUAAACAUUUACUGAUAAUUGAUAAUUUGUCCAUCAUUAGUCAAAUAAAAACCAUUUAAUGUUUAAUUUUCUU